AUGAAGUUGUCCAGAGAUCGCUUGGCUAUCACUUGGGGCCUUAUGGCUGCCCUUGAGGCAGGCCUAACCGCGGCUCAGUCGGCCUCCAAACCGCCCAACUUCCUCUUCAUCAUGGCUGAUGACCAGGAUCUGAAAUUGGACUCUCUCUCGUAUAUGCCUUUCACUACAAAGCACAUGCAAGACAAGGGAAUGUCCUUCGUCAACCACUUCGUGACUACGGCCCUUUGUUGCCCGUCGCGGGUCAGCCUCUUGACUGGACGGCAGGCCCAUAACACGAAUGUGACAGAUGUGCAUCCCCCAUGGGGUGGGUAUCCUAAGUUUAUCAGUCAAGGGUUCAAUGACAACUACCUUCCGGUCUGGAUGCAGCAAGCUGGGUACGACACAUACUACACCGGCAAGUUGAUGAACGCGCAAUCUGUCGAAAACUACAACAAGCCCCAUGCCGCCGGGUUCAAUGGCUCUGACUUCGUACUGGACCCCUACACCUACGACUACAUGAACGCCACGUAUCAGCGCAACCACGACCUGCCUGUCAGCUAUCUGGGCCGUCACACCACCGAGGUCCUGACCGAGAAAGCCAUGGGCUUUUUGGAAGAUGCUCUUGCCGGCGAACGGCCCUUCUUCCUCACCGUGACCCCGAUCGCACCCCACUCGAACAUGAACGGGACCUACGGUGGUGGAGCCGGGCCGUUGUGGAUGGAUGAGCCCAUCCCUGAAGAACGUCAUAAGCACCUCUUCCCCGACGCCAAAGUCCCGCGUACGGCCAACUUCAAUCCCAAGGAGCCCACCGGUGUCAGCUGGAUCCACGAACUCCCCUACCGCAACCAAUCCGUCAUCGAUUAUAACGACCACUACUACCGACAGCGACUUCGAGCUCUACAGGGUGUCGAUGAACUGGUCGACUCUCUCAUCACCCGCCUGGAGGCGAGUGCCCAGAUCAACAAUACCUACAUUAUCUACACGUCCGACAAUGGUUUCCACAUCAGCCAGCACCGGCUGCCCCCGGGCAAAACCUGCGCGUUCGACGAGGACAUCCGCGUACCGUUCUUCAUCCGCGGCCCGGGGAUCCCUGAAGGCCAGGAGCAGGAUAUUGUCACCACUCACAUCGACAUUGCCCCCACGCUGUUUUCUCUGGCGAGCCUGCCGCUCCGCGACGACUUCGACGGGACUCCCAUGCCCGUUGCCGAGGUCGAGGGCACGCUGCACGAGCAUGUAGCGGUCGAGUACUGGGGCCAGGCAAUGCUAGAGGGUGGGCUGUCCAACCUAGGCACCCCCACCGUUCCCAACAACACCUACAAGGCCGUUCGCAUCCUCAGCCAAGAGUACAACCUCUUCUACUCCGUCUGGUGCAACAACGAGCACGAGCUCUACGACUUGAGUACCGACCCCUACCAAGUCAACAACCUUCACCCGCACGUCUCAACCACCAACGUGACAAUCCUGGGCUUUGACAUUCCCGCGGUGAUUGAUCGCCUGGAUGCUCUCUUGCUCGUACUGAAGUCGUGCCAGGGCCGGACUUGCAUCAAGCCGUGGGAGGUCCUCCACCCGGACGGGUCGGUGAAUAAUCUGCUGGAGGCCAUGGAUGGCCGGUAUGAUGGGUUCUAUCGCGACCAGUCCAAGGUGUCGUUUGAUCGCUGCGAGUAUGCCUAUAUCAUUGAUGCGGAGGGGCCGCAGACGGCGCUGGCGUACAGGAAUGGAUACUCCUUGGACCAGUGGAUUUAG
Aspergillus aculeatinus CBS 121060 is the source of this 1722-nucleotide messenger RNA. Its product is annotated as sulfatase family protein. The record is from RefSeq and is a predicted model, not a curated record. Lineage: Eukaryota; Fungi; Ascomycota; Eurotiomycetes; Eurotiales; Aspergillaceae. Gene Ontology annotation, molecular function: arylsulfatase activity; N-acetylglucosamine-6-sulfatase activity; glycosaminoglycan binding. The transcript is spliced from 5 exons. Gene Ontology annotation, biological process: phenol-containing compound metabolic process. Bases 1 to 1722 code for a protein of 573 amino acids.